Molecule: messenger RNA, 1812 nt
Organism: Pyrenophora tritici-repentis Pt-1C-BFP
Lineage: Eukaryota; Fungi; Ascomycota; Dothideomycetes; Pleosporales; Pleosporaceae
Source: RefSeq, a predicted model, not a curated record
AUGGGGGAAAUCCACCAUCCCCACGACCAAAACCCUGCCCUCCAUCGCCUGAAUCAAACCCUCCUCCAGAUAGACCCCUAUAUCCUACCUCCCUACCCCAACCUCUCCCUUGUCUCAGGGCCCCUGGACCCACCACUCCUCUCCCUCACGCUCUCCCAACUUCUACGUCAGCAAGCCACACUUCACGCCUCCAGGGAGGCAGUCGUGAUACCAUGGACGGGUGCACGAUGGACUUAUCAAAAGCUAUGGGAGGAGUCGAGUUUGCUGGCACGUGCGUUGUUAAAGCAGGGUGUGAGGCCGAAAGAUCGAAUUGGUGUCAUGAGCGGGAACUGCGAAAAGUACAUUGCGUUAGUUUUUGCGACUGUGAGGGUAGGGGCUGUUUGUGUGACGUUGAACAAUACGUAUACAGCUACGGAGGUGGAGUAUGCGCUGAGGCAUACUAGGUGUACGAUGUUAUUUACCACACCGAAGAUUGCGCGGUUCGACAAUAUGCCGUUACUGGAGAGGCUGGGGAGAGAUGAUGUUGGCGAUGUACUACCAGACCUCAAGAGUGUGUGUUUGAUCCGCGGGCAGUUCGGCGAGUUUGUGAGCUACGAGACUUUCAGAAAAGAAGGAGAAUAUGUGCCGGAGCAGAUCCUAGAUAUCUUUGGUGGUAUCACAAGUCCGCAUGACGUCGCGAAUUUGCAGUUUACAAGUGGGAGUACGGGGAAUCCCAAGGCGGCUAUGUUGACGCAUCAUAACUUGGUGAACAACUCGCGCUUUAUCGGUGACCGCAUGGACUUGACACCCAACGACACCCUCUGUUGUCCACCCCCGCUCUUCCACUGCUUCGGUCUCACGCUGGGUGUUCUCGCCGUCCUCACGCACGGUGCGAAGAUUGUGUUUCCAGCCGAAUCCUUUGACCCAGUAGCGUGUAUGCGCGCUAUUGACGAAGAACGCUGUACCGCACUGCAUGGUGUACCCGCAAUGAUGGAAUCCAUCAUGGACGUUCCGCGACCCGCUGGCUGGACCAGUAUGCUCCGAACAGGCAUUGUAGCAGGUAGCCCCGUACCAAAAUGGCUAAUGGAGCGCAUGGUCAAUGAACUACACAUGACCGACUUUACUUCGUCAUACGGACUUACAGAGGCCAGCCCGACGGUGUUUAACGCACAUACGAAUGAUUCUCUACAUGCACGGUUGACAACAGUAGGUACGGUGAUGCCACAUGCGAGGGUCAAGAUUGUAGAUCGGAACGAUGUUGUUGUGCCAAUUGGCGUGAGGGGUGAGCUGUGCGUUGCGGGAUAUCAAGUCUGUCGGGGUUACUGGGAGAAUGCGGAGAAGACGGCGGAACUCAUUGUUAGGGAUGAGUAUGGCGAGCCUUGGUUGCAUACGGGUGAUGAGGCUGUGUUGGAUGUUGAUGGUUAUUGUACGAUUACGGGGCGGUUCAAGGAUAUCAUCAUUCGCGGUAUGUUGUCACAUUGUUGGCUGGGGAUGAAGACUGACGAAACAGGCGGCGAGAACAUCUAUCCCCUCGAGAUUGAAGAACGACUAGUCGCGCAUCCGUCGAUUGCGCGUGCCAUCGUUGUGGGCGUAUCGCAUCCGCGCUACGUCGAGGUUCCUGUUGCAUUCCUAGCACAUGAGUCCGGUACUGGAAAGCCCGACUUGGCUGAGGUGCAGAAAUGGGUGAGAAUGGUGCUAGGCCGGCAUAAAGCACCCGUGCAUAUAUUUUGGCUAGGCGAAGACUGCGAUGCAGAGGUACCGCUGACCGGGAGCGGGAAGAUCAAAAAGUUCGUGCUAAGAGAUGUUGCGGAGAAGUUGUUGGGGCAGAGGUGA